AUGGAGCAAUUUGCAUCACAGACAAACUUUACAAGGCAAUCAUUAGCAGUUACUUUCUGCUGGGAACGGAUUCCUCCGUCCCUUUUACUGGCAGUGAAGCAAAACGAUGUGGAUGAAGGGAAAGAACAGGAAAGGAAAGAAGCUGAACGAAAAGCACAAGAGAGUCUUACUCCUUUCCCCCAAGAAGUGGUGCUGGCUGUAGUAGAAGCAAAAGUGGAGGAACUGACAGAUGUUUCCUCUCCAGAUCUUCCAGAGCCAGAACCUCUAGAGGCCAAAGCAUCUAAAGAAUCUCCUCCAUCACCAUCUCCUAAAGGUAAAAAAAGAAAGAAAGAUGAAGCAGCCAAAGGAAAAGAAACAGGAAGCAAGCCAGGUACUCCACGAGGAAAAUCGCCAGGGAGAGCAGCACCACCACCCCCUGAAGAAUUAUCACCUCCUGCUUCUAUAGAACCACCUCCAAUUAAACCAGGAUCAGAUGAAUGGGUUUAUGUCGAUGAUCCACUCCCACCCGAAGUGCCUGAAUUCUUAGUCCCUUGCUGGGAACUCAUAGAGGCAGCCUAUGCGAGUAGCAUAAAAGCUAUUCUUCGGCAACUCAGGAUUGAGCAGUACAUCGCCAUUCACUACCUGUCAGACAUCAGAUAUUCUUUCAAGGAAUAUUUGAAACGUCCUGACCACAAACAGGAGUUUGUGACUCAGUGGCAAGCCGACUUUAACUCAGUUGCUGAUGACCUGUGGGAGGAUGAUGAAACGAAAGAGGAGCUUCACCAAAGAGUUACUGACCUGAAAGAUCGCCUGUGGGAUAUAUGUGAAAACAGAAGGGAUGAAGCUGAGCAAGAGCGCAGCGAUAUCAUGAACAACGGCUGGUUGCCAGAUCGGAUGGGGCUCCUGAUUAAUCACAUCCUUUCACUUAUGCAGUAUGAACUGGACCGUUUCCAAGAAACCAAGAGACUUUUACAUGACUAUUAUAGAGGAAUGGAAGGCAAAAUCCCUACGGAAACCAACACAGAGUUUACCAGAAUACCACUAACGGACCUGAUUCAAAUAGAUGAAGAGGGCAAGAUUAAAAUAAUCCCUUUAUUAGCUCGCAAGUGUCCUUCUCCAGAGAUAGUACUUACCAAGCUAAAAAGCAAAGCAUUUCAAGCAAAGAAUGCAAAGGAGGAUUAUCCGACUUCUGAAGGUGCCUUGUUCAAUUUUAGUUCUGAUGAGAAACUGAUCUCUGAGACUUGGCACAACGCUGUCGUUACAAUAUCUCAUAUGGUUAGUACUGAAAUGCAAGUAAGAGAGGCUGAAGAAGAAAAAGAGCGCCUGCAGCAAGAAAUAAAAGAGAAAGAACACCAGAAAUUUUCCCAAGCAGCUGCUGGCAAAGGUGGAAAAGAAGGCAAAGGGGGAAAGGGCGGAAAAGGCGGAAAAGAGGGAAAAGGUGGAAAGGAGGCAAAGGGGGCUGGAAAGGAGGCCAAAGAUAGCAAAAAAGGAAAAAAGAAAGACUCUCCAUCUGUGGUUGAACCAACACCAAUUACUCUAUCCCCAGAGGAAUUAAAAAAACAAGAAUUGAAACUUAAAUUGAAGCAGGAAUUUUUUGCGGCACUGGAGCUAGAAGCGGAUGCUGCAAAAUCUCGACUUGAGCUGAUAAAAAUUAAAGCACAUUACUUCAUUCAAGAUCUAAUCUCGAAAACUGAACUAACAUACAGGAAUAUGGAAAAAUGGCUUGGAGAGAGAUACCUGGCUGAAAUGUCCAGUGUUGACAAAUUAAUCGAAGUUGCCCGCCGUCAUAUUGAAGCAUCUACUAGAAUCCAGAAUGAGCUAGUUCUAGAAGGGACAGAGUUUUACGUAAAUGGUGAUAUCAUAGUAUUCCCGGAUCCUGUUCCUCCACCCCGCCCUCCAUCAGUAGAGACGGCAAUAAAUGGUACUCUAACUAUUUCACAGCUUAGCGGCCUUCAUAAGCAGUUUCUACAGGUGGCACCUAAAGGUUUAAUAGUGAGCACAGCAUUCAUGGACAUUAUUUAUGACUUGACCACUUUGAAUCUUGGUUUCAACGUACUUCCUGAUAGCUGGAUGCACCUCUCCACUUAUGAUAUACGAAACCUGGCAUCAAUGCUAACUGUGAAGUUGAACAUGGUGGACUGGCGCCGGUUCUUACUAGCUGCUUCCCAGCCUUGGGACGUACCCACUGUGAUGGAGUUGCUUGAGACACUGGAAAGAUUCCGGGCUGCGGGUGAAGAUAGAUCAGGCUUUGUUACACAAAAACAGUAUCACCAGGCUGGUCUUUGGUUUAAAGGCGGUGAAGAACUUGUCAUUCCAGAAAGUCCAACAGAGCCCUUACCAUUUAACCGGCAGGAACACCUUAUAGAGUUUUUAUUCACUUUAUUUGCUGAUGUCAAAAAUAAUUUGCCUCUGCUGAACUACGCCGAGAUGUUGCUGUAUUUUGCCGCUGAUGCCGAUGCUGUGGAUGGUGUCUAUCGGGCCCUCAGUGUUGCUACAGGAACAUACACUCACAGGAAGAAAGAGAAACGCCUUCCUGUUCCUCAUGUGUUCACUUCCGAACUUAUUGAUGAACAUGAUGAGCUAAUUGAGGAGGAGGAAGGUGGUGAAGAAGACGAGGAGGAAGAAGAAGAGAAGGAAAAAGAAGAUGAAGAUGAAUUUUACACCAACGAUGGAAUAAUUUCUCUGGCUACCCUACUCAGAGUGUUUCAGCAUGAAACAAUUGAAGCAGCUGACAGCUGUCGAUAUAGUGAUUAUCUGUCAGAAAUGGGCAAUUAUGAGCAUUUCAUUAAAGUGUACAAGCAGCUUGGCUCCGAAGAUUUGGAACCCAUCACUGUGGCGCUACUUUUGAUGCAUCCCUUCAUUCAAGACUUGGUGAACACCUACCAGGAUUACAAGCUUCCUGAUUUUAAAAUGCUUCUGCAGAGAGUUGACCAAACACAGCCCUUGAAUGGAGAUAUCAGUUUCUUAUGAAGAAGUUAAAAUAGGGAUGGGGGAGAAACUCUCAAAGUUACUUUUAGUGCAACAGAAGUAUUUCUGCGCAUCCUUCCUCUGUUGUGGAACCGUAUCCUCUAAUUAGCGUGGUUAUGUU
Messenger RNA from Eublepharis macularius, 3067 nucleotides. Its product is annotated as sperm flagellar protein 2-like. Gene Ontology annotation, biological process: sperm axoneme assembly. Gene Ontology annotation, cellular component: manchette; sperm midpiece. The record is from RefSeq and is a predicted model, not a curated record. The transcript has 20 exons. NCBI's taxonomy places the organism in Eukaryota, Metazoa, Chordata, Lepidosauria, Squamata, Eublepharidae. Bases 1 to 2949 code for a protein of 982 amino acids.